AUGCCCUGCACCUUGGGCAAUCUCGCGUCCUACGCUAUCGAUAUUAGGUGCGCUGAGGAUGCCAUUACAGGCAUCCGGUUCGCAGAGGACAAUAAUAUACGUCUCAGCAUCAAGAAUACGGGACACGACUUUCUAGGACGCUCCUCCGGUGGGGGAUCGCUGGCACUGUGGAUGCACAAUCUAAAGCAAGUGGAAUUUUUCGACUACGCCAGUCCGCUCUACACCGGGCCGGCUGUCCGCGUGGGCGCCGGCGUCGAGUACUCGGAAGUGUACAUGGCAGCCAGCGCUCGCGGAUAUCGAGUCGUCGGUGGCUCUUGUCCCACCGUUGGACUGGCUGGUGGUUUUAGCCAGGGCGGUGGCCAUGGGCCCCUUGGUGCGGCAUACGGCCUCGCUGCUGACCAGGUCCUGGAAUGGGAGGUCGUGACGGCCUCGGGCGAGCAUCUGGCGCUCGCUGGCCAUGGUGAGCACGCGGACCUUUUCUGGGCGUUGAGUGGCGGUGGAGGCGGCAACUUUGCCGUGGUUCUCUCCAUGACGGUCCGGGCACACGCCGACGGUCCUGUAGCCGGCGCCGGCUUCUCCUUUACCAACCCCGGUAACGACACGGUGUUCUGGGGCGGCAUCACGGCGUGGCUACGGCACUUGCUCGUCUUGCAUACUUUUCAUAGGGGCAUCACCACCGUCUUUGCAAUCACGGCCAAGUCGUUUGCGCUUGAGUUUGCCACACUACCUGACACAAACACAACAGACACUAUUAACGCUGCCAUGGCACCAUUCGUCACCCAGCUCUCCGACCUCAAUAUCUCGUUGGCGGGCAGCUACCAGAGCAAUGUCCAUAAAGACUUUGCCGAGCAUUACAGCCACUGGGCCACGCAGACCUACGCCAGCAAUAUCACACUCGGCGGCCGCCUCAUCCCGCGUUCUGUAGUGCAGGAUGAGGUUUCGGGGCUCCCCGCGCUUGUUAAUACUUUCCGCGACAUCGCCCACAGAGGCGCGGUUAUCUUGUCUGUCGCUGCCAACGUCACCAAUGUGAACCAUAUCCACAACGCUGUUUUGCCCUCCUGGCGUGACUCGCUCUUCACCACAACAUUUGCGAGAUCGCUGCCCCAGGAGUCCACAUGGGAUGCUAUCCUCGCAGACUACAGGCAGCUCAACGCGUGGCAGGAGGACCUCCGCGUUAUCACGCCUGGAGCAGGGACGUAUAUGAAUGAGGCGACGUGGGAUAACCCGCAUUGGAAGGAGGAUUAUUUCGGCUCGAAUUACAACGAGUUGUUGGCAGUCAAGACCAAGUAUGAUCCAAGGCACGUGUUUUGGGCCAAUGCCGCCGUUGGGAGCGACGAGUAUUGGAAGGCUACCAAGGAUCGGAGGUUGUGCCGUAUUUGA
Messenger RNA from Metarhizium brunneum ARSEF 3297, 1380 nucleotides. It is a transcript of the gene ZEB1, whose product is annotated as FAD-linked oxidoreductase ZEB1. Lineage: Eukaryota; Fungi; Ascomycota; Sordariomycetes; Hypocreales; Clavicipitaceae. The record is from RefSeq and is a predicted model, not a curated record. Gene Ontology annotation, molecular function: FAD binding; oxidoreductase activity.